UUCGACGUCACUGCGGAGGGGCUAGGCCUCGCCCAUCGGCUGGCCGUCGGUUACGUGGGGCCCAGAUAGGCUGCCGCGGAGGAUGCUGGGCCAAGAUGGCAGCGAUGAAGAAGGCGCUUCCGCCGCGGCUGGUGGGCUUGACGUUCUUCCGGGCUGUCAGCACCUCAUCUAUGGGCACUUUACCAAAGCAGGUGAAAAUUGUGGAAGUUGGUCCCCGAGAUGGACUACAAAAUGAAAAGAAUAUCGUACCUACUCCAGUGAAAAUCAAGCUGAUAGAUAUGCUUUCUGAAGGAGGACUCUCUGUUAUAGAAGCCACCAGCUUUGUGUCUCCUAAGUGGGUUCCCCAGAUGGCCGACCACACUGAAGUCUUGAAGGGCAUUCAGAAGUUUCCUGGCAUAAACUACCCAGUCCUGGUCCCAAAUUUGAAAGGCUUUGAGACAGCGGUUGCUGCUGGAGCCAAGGAAGUGGCCAUCUUCGGAGCUGCCUCAGAGCUCUUCACCAAGAAGAACAUCAACUGUUCCAUAGAGGAGAGUUUUCAGCGGUUUGAUGCAACCUUGAAGGCAGCCCGGUCAGCCAAUAUUCCUGUGCGAGGGUACAUCUCCUGUGUGCUUGGCUGCCCUUAUGAAGGGAAGAUCUCCCCGGCUAAAGUAGCUGAGGUCACCAAGAAGUUGUACUCAAUGGGCUGCUAUGAGAUCUCCCUGGGGGACACCAUUGGUGUGGGUACCCCAGGGAUCAUGAAAGACAUGCUGUCUGCUGUUAUGCAGGAAGUGCCUCCGGCUGCCCUGGCUGUCCACUGCCAUGACACCUAUGGCCAAGCCCUGGCCAAUACCUUGAUGGCCCUGCAGAUGGGAGUGAGUGUCGUUGACUCGUCUGUGGCAGGACUUGGAGGCUGUCCCUAUGCACAGGGGGCAUCGGGAAACUUGGCCACUGAGGACCUGGUCUACAUGCUAGAGGGCUUGGGCAUUCACACGGGUGUGAAUCUCCAGAAGGUUCUGGAAGCUGGGAACUUUAUCUGUCAAGCCCUGAACAGAAAAACUGGCUCCAAAGUGGCUCAGGCUACCUGUAAACUCUGAGGCCCUUGACCACCUGAAGCCCUGGGGACGGUAUGGAAAUAGGGGCACAAGGCCGGGCACGGUAGCUCAUGCCUGUAAUCCCAGCACUUUGGGAGGCUGAGGUGGGUGGAUCACGAGGUCAGGAGUUCAAGACCAGCCUGGCCAAGAUGGUGAAACCCCCAUCUCUACUAAAAAUACAAAAAUUAGCUGGGUGUGGUGGUGGACACCUGUAAUCCCAGCUACUUGGGAGGGGGAAGCAGGAGAAUUGCUUGAACCCAGGAGGUGGAGGUUGCAGUGAGCCAAGAUUACACCACUGCACCCCAGCCUGGGAGACAGAGCAAGACUCCAUCCCAAAAAAGGAAAAAAAGAAAUAGGAGCACACACAGAUGAUUCAUGGAUGGGGACACGGAAAUGAGAAUGUUAAUGGCGCAGGUACCUCACAGCCAGCUCUACACAGAGGUCUCUCCUGGCAGAAAGCAGGCAAGGGGCAGGAGGAGCUGCUUGGCCUCAGGUCCUUCACACAGACCUGGCCCACGAGUUGAAUGCCUGAGGACAUGUGGAAACCCCAUUCCCUACUUGGCAUGAUCCUUGUCUCCUCUCUGGAUGGAAUCUGCAAGCGGGCCACCUCUACACAGCUCCACCCUGGCAUGCCCUUGGGGCCAUUGCACUCUGACUUCUCAGGACACAGGUCCUGGACGUUCUUCCCAAGCUGGCAGAGGCCAUUUGCGGAAAGUGGAGAGCUUCUGCCAACUCCAGCAUCUCUGGAAAAUUAUGCUGAAUGUGAUUUUUGAAAACAGCUAAUGUAAUUAAAGGUUGAAUGGCACAGAAUCA
Callithrix jacchus (white-tufted-ear marmoset) is the source of this 1883-nucleotide messenger RNA. RefSeq names its product 3-hydroxy-3-methylglutaryl-CoA lyase (gene HMGCL). Gene Ontology annotation, molecular function: hydroxymethylglutaryl-CoA lyase activity. Gene Ontology annotation, biological process: L-leucine catabolic process; ketone body biosynthetic process. The record is from RefSeq and is a predicted model, not a curated record. Gene Ontology annotation, cellular component: mitochondrion. NCBI's taxonomy places the organism in Eukaryota, Metazoa, Chordata, Mammalia, Primates, Cebidae.